Messenger RNA from Solanum stenotomum, 523 nucleotides. RefSeq lists its product as uncharacterized. The coding region runs from base 88 to 477 and encodes 129 amino acids. The record is from RefSeq and is a predicted model, not a curated record. The transcript has 3 exons. Lineage: Eukaryota; Viridiplantae; Streptophyta; Magnoliopsida; Solanales; Solanaceae.
UUUCUCAUCAUUUCAAGAAUUAUAAAUCUUUCCCUACUAAAUUAGGACUAUAUUGUAAAACAAGUUUUCCACCAAGGACUAGCAAAAAUGAAACGAAGGGCGAUUAUCAAAUUAUUCAUUGAUAGGAAUAAUCGGAAAUCUCGGGAAAAGGCCUUCAAAAUUGCUGUUUCUCAACCAGGGGUGGAAUCAGCAGCUAUAAAGGAAGGUGAAGAUUUCCAAUUAGAAGUAGUGGGAGACAUUGACGCAGUAGAUCUUACGAACUGCCUCAGGAAGAAAUUGGGCCACGCUCAGCUACUGAGCGUUGGCCCUGUUGUCGUUGUUACUGAUAGUGACAACGACAACGACAACGACAACUUGGGAGGGGGUACAGGUUUCGAUGCAAAUCCGCAACCCCAUAGUUACCCAUAUUUUGGCGUACCUCAAUACCAAGUUUAUGAAGUUAGCGACCCGAACCCGGAAUGUUGCUCCAUUAUGUGAAAUGUUAAUUACUUGGAUUAUAUUGCAUGAAAUGUAACGGUCUGUA